CUCCACUAAGCCCUUCAUCUCUAUCAUUUUACCGAGAAGCUCCGUUUCGAAAGCAAGAAAACCUGGACUCAAGGGAAGGAGAAAUUAUUGUACUAUCUUGUUUUCUCCUUUUUCUUCCCCUUCAGGUGAUUUGAUUAGGUUGUAACACUGGAGAUGGCGAGUUCUAAUGCUUGCUUGCUGGUUAUUCUAUUUUUAUCUUGCUGGGCUUCAAUUGGAGAUGCCGAGUAUCUGAAAUACAAAGAUCCCAAGCAACCUCUUGGUGUUCGAAUCAAGGAUUUGAUGAAGCGGAUGACCCUUGCAGAGAAAAUUGGUCAGAUGACACAGAUCGAACGGAAGGUUGCAUCGCCGCAAGUAAUGAAAGAUUACUUCAUUGGUAGUGUAUUAAGUGGUGGGGGUAGUGUGCCUGCUCCUCAGGCAUCAGCAGAGGUUUGGGUGAAUAUGGUAAAUGAUUUUCAAAAGGGCGCUCUAUCGACACGGCUCGGGAUUCCAAUGUUAUAUGGGAUUGAUGCCAUUCAUGGCCAUAACAAUGUUUACAAUGCAACUAUAUUUCCUCACAAUAUUGGCCUUGGUGCUACCAGGGAUCCUGACCUUGUGAAGCGGAUUGGUGCUGCAACUGCUCUCGAAGUCAGGGCUACUGGCAUUCCUUACACAUUUGCUCCAUGUAUUGCAGUCUGCAGAGAUCCUAGGUGGGGUAGGUGUUUUGAAAGCUAUAGUGAAGACCACAAGAUUGUCCAAGCAAUGACUGAGAUAAUACCUGGUUUACAAGGAGAUUUCCCUGCAAACUAUAGAAAAGGCACUCCCUACGUUUCUGGAAGAGACAAGGUUGCAGCCUGUGCCAAGCACUUUGUUGGUGAUGGGGGACACAAAAGGAAUUACCCUCAUUUCUUCACAGGAGAGGAAAUCCAAGCAGAGAGAGAAAGAAGAGAAGAGAAGGAAGGAGCUCCUCCUUCGACAGCCGCCGGACCACCGCCGGGCCACCGCAGGAACCUCGCGCCGGACCACCGGCCAGGACCUCGUCGGACCACGCUGAUCAUCGCAGAACCUCGCCGGACCACCGCCGGGCACCGCAGAACCUCGCCGGUACCACCACCUUUAAGGCCCGACGUUCAGUCCCUACGCCCUGCUGAAGCCGACGCCUGCUUUAAGUCUCGGCCGACUACGGUCUCCGGCCGACUACGCGUCUCCGGCCGACUAAGGUCUCCGGCGAUACGGUCUCCGGCCGGGACUAUGAUCUCCGGACGAUACGGUCUCCGGCCGACUAAGGUCUCCUGCGACUACGGUCUCCUGCCGACUACGGUCUCCAGCCGACUUACGCGUCUCCUGGCCGACUACGGUCUCCGGCCGACUAGCGUCUCCUGCCGAUACGGUCCCUGCCGACUACGGUCUGUUCAGGCCAAACAAACCUCAUCAAUGCCCGCAUACUAUAACUCCAUUUCGAAGGGUGUUUCCACCAUCAUGGUAUCCUACUCAAGCUGGAAUGGGGUGAAAAGCAUGCUAAUCAAAAAUAUGAUUACUGGCUUCCUGAAGAACACACUUCAUUUUAAGGGUUUUGUUAUUUCAGAUUGGCAAGGCAUUGAUAGGAUAACUAGUCCUCCUGGUGCAAACUACACUUACUCUAUCCAAGCUGGAGUCAAUGCUGGUAUUGAUACACAGCGACUAACUACUCUUGUCAAUAGCAACAAUGUGUGCCACUGGCAGAAUAAGAUGAAUGCUGCAGAAGGCAUUCUUCGUGUGAAUUCUCAAUGGGUUCUCUUUGAGAAUCCUUUAAAUCAUUUUUCCCCCUAUUUUGCCAUUCAACAGGAGCACAGAGAGUUGGCCAGAGAAGCUGUCAGGAAAUCACUUGUGCUGCUGAAGAAUGGGAAAUCUGCCCAUGAACAGGUUCUUCCCCUCCCUAAGAAAGCUCAGAACAUCUUAGUUGCUGGAAUCCAUGCUGAUAACCUGGGUUACCAGUGUGGUGGUUGGACAAUUGAGUGGCAAGGAGCUAGUGGAAGAAUUACUGUUGGAACUACAAUCCUUGAUGCCAUUAAACUAGCCGUUGAUCCUUCUACUAAAGUAACCUACUCAGAGAAUCCAGACUUCACCUUUGCAAAAACCAGCAAGUUCUCCUAUGCCAUUGUUGUCGUCGGAGAACCGCCAUACAGCGAGACCGCCGGAGACAGCCUCAACCUGACGAUCUUAGAACCUGGUUCGACCAUCAUCCAUAAUGUAUGUAGAGCUGUUAAGUGCGUCGUGGUCAUCAUCUCCGGUCGACCGGUCUUGAUGGAGCCUCAUAUUGAAGUGAUUGAUGCCCUUGUGGCUGCCUGGUUGCCAGGAUCUGAGGGCCAGGGUGUGGCUGAUGUGCUAUUUGGAGACUAUGGAUUCACAGGCAAGCUUCCAAGAACCUGGUUUAAGUCUGUAGAUCAGUUGCCAAUGAAUGUUGGGGAUAGAUAUUAUGAUCCAUUGUUUCCUUUUGGGUUUGGCUUGACAACUAAAGCCCUUAAGGACAUAAAAAGUUGAGAUGUUAUGUAUUGCUCUAUGUUGACGGAUCUGAAAAAUCUUAGAGGAAGCUUUGCUUAGCUUUUCUAUUUGUUCAUCU
Dendrobium catenatum is the source of this 2575-nucleotide messenger RNA. RefSeq lists its product as uncharacterized. The record is from RefSeq and is a predicted model, not a curated record. Lineage: Eukaryota; Viridiplantae; Streptophyta; Magnoliopsida; Asparagales; Orchidaceae. Gene Ontology annotation, molecular function: beta-glucosidase activity. Gene Ontology annotation, biological process: glucan catabolic process.